AUGGAUUCAAUAAAUGUCUCCUUUAUGACUAAAUUCAUUCUGGUAGGAUUAACAGACCAGUCUAAUCUCCAAAUGCCCUUAUUCUUUCUAUUUCUAGCAAUGUAUAUGGUCACUGUGUUGGGAAAUUUGUGUUUGAUAAUUCUGACUGUAUUUAAUUCUCACCUGCACACUCCUAUGUACUUUUUUCUCUUUAACUUGUCCUUUAUAGACUUCUGCUAUUGUUCUGUGUUCACUCCCCAAAUGCUGAUGAACUUUGUCUUAAGGGAGAAUGUCAUUUCUUAUGUGGAAUGUAUGACUCAAGUUUAUUUUUUUAUAUUCUUUGCUGUAUCGGAAUGCUAUGUGUUGACUUCUAUGGCCUAUGAUCGCUACAUGGCCAUCUGCAAUCCACUGUUAUACAAUGUUGUCAUGUCUCCUAAAUUAUGUUUGAACUUUAUGUUUGGUUCCUAUUUUAUUGCAUUUUCUAAUGCUGUUGCUCACACUGUAUGCCUGCUGAGACUAAGAUUCUGUGAUGCCAACACCAUCAACCACUACUUCUGUGAUAUUCCUCCUUUGCUUCAACUCUCUUGCUCAAGCACAUAUGCAAACGAGCUUGUAAUUCUCGUUGCUGGGAGCAUCAACAUUAUUGUUCCUACUUCAACUCUCUUUAUCUCCUAUGGUUUCAUUCUUUCCAGCAUCAUCCACAUCCGUUCCUCUGAGGGUAGGUCCAAAGCCUUCAGCACCUGCACCUCCCACAUCCUUGCUGUUUCUCUGUUCUAUGUUUCAGGUGCACUUGAGUAUUUCAAACCCUCCUCAGCAGGGUCUAUGAAUGAAGGAAAAAUCUCUUCUGUCUUUUACACCAAUGUAGUUCCCAUGAUGAACCCAUUAAUCUACAGCUUGAAGAACAAAGAUAUUAAAGUUGCCCUGUUGAAAAGCCUGAGACGCAGUAAAUUUUGA
This is a messenger RNA of Chionomys nivalis (European snow vole), 933 nucleotides long. Its product is annotated as olfactory receptor 8B3-like. NCBI's taxonomy places the organism in Eukaryota, Metazoa, Chordata, Mammalia, Rodentia, Cricetidae. Gene Ontology annotation, cellular component: membrane. The transcript has a single exon. The record is from RefSeq and is a predicted model, not a curated record. Gene Ontology annotation, molecular function: odorant binding; G protein-coupled receptor activity; olfactory receptor activity. Gene Ontology annotation, biological process: G protein-coupled receptor signaling pathway; sensory perception of smell. Bases 1 to 933 code for a protein of 310 amino acids.